AUGCUGAUAUGUGGAUUUCCAAAUGCUCUCUCUGGUUCAAUUGUUGCCGUUCAACGGGAUCCUCGUUUGAACGAAAUCCUUUACCCCUACGCAAAUCGCCAAACUAUCCGAUAUAUUCAAGAAACAUAUGAUUCACGGGACAAAAAUAACAGUACUGAUACCGUGAGUCUGAAAGGCUUUUAUCGCUACCUAAUGUCGGAUGACAACGCUCCGGUUUUUCUCGACCGACUGGAUAUAUAUCAGGAUAUGGACCAACCGCUGUGUCACUACUACAUUAAUUCCUCGCACAACACGUACCUCAUUGGUAGACAAUUCGGUGGCAAGUCAUCUGUUGAGAUUUAUCGACAAGUUCUCCUUGCUGGGUGUCGUUGUAUCGAACUUGACUGCUGGGACGGUAAGGGUGAAGAUCAAGAACCCAUCAUCACUCAUGGAAAAGCCAUGUGUUCCGAUAUUCUAUUUAAGGUAUGCCCUCCAUUGUUUUUAAAUGAACAUUUUGACUCGAAAUGCAAUGUAGAACGAAUUCAUUGUAUUUACUGUUAUGUAAGGGAACGCUUGGUUCAUCAGCUCUAG
Messenger RNA from Hydatigera taeniaeformis, 570 nucleotides. NCBI's taxonomy places the organism in Eukaryota, Metazoa, Platyhelminthes, Cestoda, Cyclophyllidea, Taeniidae. The record is from the annotation of a GenBank genome assembly.